AUGAGGAUUCUUGUCUUCAUCUGUCUUAUCUUCUUGCAUCAGCUCUGUGAGGGAGCUGGAAAUGGUAAGAAGGCGGAGGAUUCCAAAGGUGCUGCGGCAAAAGUUAGUGGCUCCACCACGCCAGCCGAAGCUACAGAGACUGCGCCUGUUGAACCUGAUACUAUAGAUGUGAGUAAGAAACCUAAUGAUAAUGAUGCCAUCUUCGUUGAAUACGAUGAUGAAGGGAUUACCUACAAGAGUUACACAUUGAGGGAUAAUGUCACCGCUAAGACUGUCAAGGAAGGAAAUAUCACAAUAUGGACUGUAGGAGACGGUGGAAAACACCUCAAAGUCUUUACAUAUUCCAAGGACAAUGUCCACCUGUGUCGUAUUAAUGUCAAAUCCUCCAAUGAAAUUACUCCUCAUUUUUUUGAGAAGGUAAACGGGAAAUGGGAAUCACUAGAACAUCCGGAAUUCUCUCAAAAACUAAAUGACCUUUUAGAAUCUGUAGACAAAAAAAUGAGACUAGAAUUCAUGAUGCUUUCAGAUGAUGUGGCUGACUUUUAUGAGUAUUAUGCACAUGGAAUGUUAAUCACUGUUGCAUUCCCAAAGUUCAAGACUACGAGUGUAUCCUGUACAAAGGAUGUUUGGACGGCUAACGGUAAUGAAGAGUGUAUUUGUGCUCGUUUUUACACUAGAAGAGGAGGUUUUUGCACCCUUUAUAUAAAGAAUGGUGACAAAACGGAAAUCAAAGACUUUGAAUAUAGCGGUAACCAAUGGAAAAGUGUCUGUAACCGCAACGCAAUUACAGGCAUAUGCACCUCAUAUAGACCCUCUGAGGAUGCAGAAACAAAGGUUACUACAAGUUCCAUGGAUAUUACCAAGGAGGACAAUACAGUUUAUAAUACGAAAACUUUCAUAGUAUCUGGAAUAGAUGUCAAGAGACACACUCCACUCCCAAAUAAAUGGAUUAAUGAAGUUAAAGACGGAGGAGUAUCAGUAUGGAAGAAUCCUAACGGCCAAAGUGAGAGAUGUAUAUCCUGUGAGUUUAAAUCAAAGGGAAAUGUUUCCUUAACAAGUAUGCUUGUUUGUACCAGUUUUGAUCUAUGGUUUCUCUAUUUUGAAAAGAAUGGUAAUGAAUGGAAGAGUAUAGAAAAGAAGGCUGAUUUUGACAAGAAGAUAGAGGAGAUGAAAAAGAUGGAGACUACUCAGCCCACUUCCAUAGCUGAUCUCCUCUCCAAGGUUGACUCUACUCUCUUUAAUGUAGAGGAAGCAGAGGAGGAUAACUUUAAGGUUCUUAAGUUAAAGGCUAAGGAUGGAGUUACUAUUACUGAGCUCACUUACGGAGAAGAAACACUAUGGCAAGCUCCAAAUGCUGGUGAUUCAUGUUCAGUAGCUACUUUCUACCUUGGACCAAACAAUGACCCAGUAGCUGCUUCAUAUAGAUUCAAGAGAGAAAAUGAUGGCAAGACAGUAGAAGGCUACCGCCAAUUCUCUGGUGGAAAGUGGCUCUGUCUUCAGGACAUUGAUAGGGAAGGAUGA
Molecule: messenger RNA, 1521 nt
Organism: Theileria equi strain WA
Lineage: Eukaryota; Apicomplexa; Aconoidasida; Piroplasmida; Theileriidae
Product: signal peptide-containing protein
Exons: 1
Coding region: 1-1521 (506 amino acids)
Source: RefSeq, a predicted model, not a curated record